CAGGCGCAUCGGCAGAGCCCUGCGAGGAGCACAGCCGAGGUACGCCAGCUGUCUGUCCACUGCAGAGAUGGUGCAAGCGAUUCCCUUCCUCCUGGUGCUCAGCCUGGCCCUGGUGGCUCCCGGUCACUCUGCAAGAAAGUGCGUGCUGACCGGGAAAUGGGUCAACGAUCUGGGCUCCAACAUGACCAUCGGGGCUUUGAACGGAAAAGGCGAAUUCGCUGGCUCCUACCACACCGCCGUGACAGCCACCAUGAAUGAGAUCCAGGUGUCACCGCUGCAGGGGUCCCAGCACAACACAAACCAGAAGAGCCAGCCCACCUUCGGCUUCACUGUAAACUGGAGCUUUUCAGACUCCGUCACUGUGUUCACGGGCCAGUGCUUCGUGGAUGAUGAGGGAAAGGAGGUUUUGAAGACCAUGUGGCUCCUGAGGUCUCAUGUGGACAAAAUCAGUGAUGAUUGGAAAGCCACUAGAGUCGGCAUCAACACCUUCACCCGUCUGCGCUCCCGGAAGGAGUGAGGGUGACGGCGUGGGGGUUCCCGGGCCGGAGGCACCCCCAGGUGUGCAGCCCCUGCUCCCACCACACUCCCUGCUUCUCCCAAUAAAGUUUUCCUGCAAACACC
Molecule: messenger RNA, 621 nt
Organism: Tyto alba (common barn owl)
Lineage: Eukaryota; Metazoa; Chordata; Aves; Strigiformes; Tytonidae
Product: avidin-like
Exons: 4
Coding region: 68-517 (149 amino acids)
Molecular function (GO): biotin binding
Source: RefSeq, a predicted model, not a curated record